CCACAGCGAACCAAGUGUUUGAUCAAUCUAGCCACUUCCUGCAGCUUCCUGCUUCUGCAAGUAAUGGCAACCAUGGUGGCCUUGAGCUCCUUCACCGGCGCCGCCGUUGUCGGGCGCUCGGCAGCCCGGUCGUCCCUAGCGCCGCGCCGGCGCGCCCUCGUUGUCAGGGCCCAGACCAAGCCGGAAAUGGAUCCUUCCAAGGAGACGGCGAGCACAUCGACCUCCUCACCAACCCCAAUCUCAAGCCCGACCCCUACCCCGACGCCGGCAGCACCCAAGCCCAAGGCUAACCCCUCGGUGUGGGACGCGCUCGCCUUCAGCGGCCCGGCGCCCGAACGCAUCAACGGCCGGCUUGCCAUGGUGGGCUUCGUGGCGGCGCUCUCCGUGGAGGCGGCGCGCGGUGGCGGGCUCCUCGACCAGGCUGGCAGUGGCGCCGGGUUAAGCUGGUUCCUGACAACCGCGGCGCUGUUCUCGGUGGCGUCGAUGAUCCCGCUGCUGCAGGGCCAGACUGUCGAGAGCAAGUCCAGCGGCAUCUGGAGCGCCGACGCCGAGCUCUGGAACGGCCGCUUCGCCAUGCUUGGACUCGUCGCGCUCGCCGCCACCGAGUUUAUCACGGGCGCGCCAUUCGUCAAUGUCUAAGACUAGUGCAGCAUUUUGGAUAUUCAGCUGACAGAUCAAAAUCAUGCUAACUGUAGCCACUAGCCACGGUGCUAAUUGUACCAUCGGUUUUCCUAAUUUGUAAACCUCGUGUUUAGACUAUGAUUGUUUUGAUGGCCUU
Messenger RNA from Lolium rigidum, 778 nucleotides. Its product is annotated as high molecular mass early light-inducible protein HV58, chloroplastic-like. The record is from RefSeq and is a predicted model, not a curated record. The transcript has 2 exons. Bases 64 to 639 code for a protein of 191 amino acids. Lineage: Eukaryota; Viridiplantae; Streptophyta; Magnoliopsida; Poales; Poaceae.